Leptonychotes weddellii (Weddell seal) is the source of this 2766-nucleotide messenger RNA. The record is from RefSeq and is a predicted model, not a curated record. Lineage: Eukaryota; Metazoa; Chordata; Mammalia; Carnivora; Phocidae.
CCCAGGGCGCGCCCCCCACUCGCGGCAGCAGCUGCCGGGACUCGCUCGUGGGUGUGUUGUUUGGAGGCUUCUGCCUCGGCGCCGCGGGUGCCACCUCCCGGGACGCUGCCCAGGCGUCCCAGGUCGCGAUCAAACAAAUAAUAGAAGUCUGUUGAAGCUUUGUCCUGACCUAUUCUGGAAGUAGAAGAAUACCUUGGAGAAAGGAGCAUUGUAAGCACAAAGAAUAAGACUCCUCAAUCCUGGGAGAGAAAAUUAAAGUCUGACCCUCCAAAUGGUUAUUCUAAUGUGAUGCUGGGAUUGAGUUUACCUAGGACUCCAUAUCAAGGUUGACUCGAAAGUCUUGUGGAAGAUCUGGGAGAAAUUCGUAUUAAGUCAUGAUGCAGGAAUCUGCGACAGAGACAAUAAGCAACAGUUCAAUGAAUCAAAAUGGAAUGAGCACUCUGAGCAGCCAAUUAGAUGCUGGCAGCCGAGAUGGAAGAUCAAGUGGUGACACCAGCUCAGAAGUAAGCACAGUAGAGCUGCUGCAUCUGCAACAACAGCAGGCUCUCCAAGCAGCAAGACAACUUCUCUUACAGCAGCAAACAAGUGGAUUGAAGUCUCCUAAGAGCAGUGAUAAACAGAGACCACUGCAGGUACCCGUGUCGGUGGCCAUGAUGACGCCCCAGGUGAUCACCCCUCAGCAAAUGCAGCAGAUUCUUCAGCAGCAAGUGCUGUCUCCUCAGCAGCUCCAAGCCCUUCUCCAGCAGCAGCAGGCUGUCAUGCUGCAGCAGUCAAAAUGGUUUAUUCAGCAACAACUACAAGAGUUUUACAAGAAACAGCAAGAGCAGUUACAUCUUCAGCUUUUGCAGCAGCAGCAGCAGCAACAGCAGCAGCAGCAGCAGCAGCAGCAGCAACAGCAGCAGCAGCAGCAGCAGCAGCAACAGCAGCCGCAGCCCCAGCAGCCGCCGCCGCCGCCGCCGCAUGCCGGCAAGCAGGCAAAAGAGCAGCAGCAGCAGCAGCAGUUGGCCGCCCAGCAGCUUGUCUUCCAGCAGCAGCUCCUCCAGAUGCAACAACUCCAGCAGCAGCAGCAUCUGCUCAGCCUUCAGCGUCAGGGACUCAUCUCCAUCCCGCCCGGCCAGGCGGCACUUCCUGUCCAGUCGCUGCCUCAAGCUGGCUUAAGUCCUGCUGAGAUUCAGCAGUUAUGGAAAGAAGUGACUGGAGUUCACAGUAUGGAAGACAAUGGCAUUAAACAUGGAGGGCUAGACCUCACUACUAACAAUUCCUCCUCGACUACCUCCUCCACCACUUCCAAAGCAUCACCACCAAUAACCCAUCAUUCCAUAGUGAAUGGACAGUCUUCAGUCCUAAGUGCAAGGCGGGACAGCUCGUCGCACGAGGAGACUGGGGCUUCUCACACUCUGUACGGCCAUGGAGUUUGCAAAUGGCCAGGCUGUGAAAGCAUUUGUGAAGAUUUUGGACAGUUUUUAAAGCACCUUAACAAUGAACACGCGCUGGAUGACCGGAGCACGGCCCAGUGUCGAGUGCAAAUGCAGGUGGUCCAACAACUAGAAAUACAGCUUUCUAAAGAACGCGAACGUCUUCAAGCAAUGAUGACCCACUUGCACAUGCGACCCUCAGAGCCCAAACCAUCUCCCAAACCUCUAAAUCUGGUGUCUAGUGUCACCAUGUCGAAGAACAUGUUGGAGACAUCCCCACAGAGCUUACCUCAAACCCCUACCACACCAACGGCCCCAGUCACCCCGAUUACCCAGGGACCCUCAGUAAUCACCCCAGCCAGUGUGCCCAAUGUGGGAGCCAUACGAAGGCGACAUUCAGACAAAUACAACAUUCCCAUGUCAUCAGAGAUUGCCCCAAACUACGAAUUUUAUAAAAAUGCAGAUGUCAGACCUCCAUUUACUUAUGCAACUCUCAUAAGGCAGGCUAUCAUGGAGUCAUCUGACAGGCAGUUAACACUUAAUGAAAUUUACAGCUGGUUUACACGGACAUUUGCUUACUUCAGGCGUAAUGCAGCAACUUGGAAGAAUGCAGUACGUCAUAAUCUUAGCCUGCACAAGUGUUUUGUUCGAGUAGAAAAUGUUAAAGGAGCAGUAUGGACUGUGGACGAAGUAGAAUACCAGAAGCGAAGGUCACAAAAGAUAACAGGAAGCCCAACCUUAGUAAAAAAUAUACCUACCAGUUUAGGCUAUGGAGCAGCUCUUAAUGCCAGUUUGCAGGCUGCCUUGGCAGAGAGCAGUUUACCUUUGCUUAGUAACCCGGGACUGAUCAAUAACGCGUCCAGUGGCCUGCUGCAGGCUGUCCACGAAGACCUCAAUGGCUCCCUGGACCACAUCGACAGCAACGGGAACAGUAGUCCGGGCUGCUCGCCGCAGCCGCACAUACAUUCGAUCCAUGUCAAGGAAGAGCCAGUGAUUGCGGAGGAUGAAGACUGCCCAAUGUCCUUAGUGACAACAGCUAAUCACAGUCCAGAAUUAGAAGAUGACAGAGAGAUUGAAGAAGAGCCUUUAUCUGAAGAUCUGGAAUGAGAACUGACUUGUGAAACCUCAGCGUGAAGGGACAUAUCACUGACCUUCAUAACCACUCCACAACCAUGAAUAUUUGACAAAUUUUUACUGUGACUAUUUAUUAAGCAUGGAUAAAGGAGACAGCCCUAAAGGAACUUAUUAAGCCAGCCCUUUGGGAUUCAGUACCAACAGGCAAAUUGCUUGUUUUCUUCCUUUCCUCUCCCUCUCUCUUUCUCUCUCUCUCUCUUUUUUUUUUUUAGAAAAA